Aspergillus calidoustus is the source of this 2007-nucleotide messenger RNA. The record is from the annotation of a GenBank genome assembly. NCBI's taxonomy places the organism in Eukaryota, Fungi, Ascomycota, Eurotiomycetes, Eurotiales, Aspergillaceae.
AUGGCGGACACCACUCUCCACGAUGGUCCUGCGCCCAACACCCCCUCCUCUGGAGACCCAGGAGCGCCACCCUUAAGCGCUGGUUCCGCCGCCCCUUCCGCUACAGGUCUCGAGGUCCGCCCAGCACCAGCAGUACUUCCGGAGGAGCUGAGAGCUCGGCUGGAUAAAGUCAUUUAUUCAGAUAUUGGUGUUACGACUCUCCUGACACGAUUGAAGCAAAGUGUUGCCUCCGCCAGGGAUUUCGCUACAUUCCUGAAGAAAAGAUCCGUGCUGGAAGAAGAGCAUGCUCAGGGCUUGAGGAAGCUGGCGCGCUCCCUGUAUGAUGCUGCUCACCGACCCGAAAACCGCCAGGGGACAUAUAGUCAUGGAUGUGUCGAGCUCAACCAAUUCCACGACCGCAUGGCGGACCAUGGUCUUCAGUUCGCGGUGUCAUUGCAGCAAAUGUCGGACAACCUGAGUGAGCUCGCAGCGAACAUUGAAAAGGGUCGCAAGCAAUGGAAGCACGAAGGAUUGAACGCGGAGAAAAGAGUCAUGGAGGCGGAGAGCUUGGCCGAGAAAGCCAAGGCCAAAUACGACUCUCUAGCAGAGCAAUAUGACCGAGUGAGGACCGGAGAGAAGGCGGGUGGGAAGUUCGGCUUCAAGGGCACCAAAUCCGUUGCUCAACAGGAGGAGGACCUGCUGCGCAAGGUUCAAACCGCGGAUGCGGACUACGCUGCCAAGGUUCAGGCUGCUCAAUCAGCUCGUCAAGAGCUGGUAUCGUCCCAUCGGCCCCAGGCCGUGCACAAUAUUCAGCAAUUGAUCUCGGAAUGUGACUCGGGCCUUGCGCUGCAGAUGCAAAAGUUCGGAGCGUUCAAUGAGAAAUUGCUCCUGGGGCAGGGCUUAUCCAUCAGUCCCUUGAAGGAAGGAGGGGACAGUGCUACUAUUGCACCGAAGAGCCUCCGUGAAGUAAUCCAGACAAUCGAUAACCAGAAGGAUUACCACGACUUUGUUCUUAGCCAUGAAUUCAACUCUGGGGCUAUCAAUUCAGAGCAGAUCAAGUACCACCGUCAUCCUACCUUUGGUGGAGGAUCCUCUGAACCCGCGGCAUCCAGCCCUCAGUUUACAUCCUCGCAAAACAAGCGGCAUUCUGUCGUGAUGCCCCAGCCGGCUUCACAGCCCCCACCUGCGUCCACCCAGGCCCCUCCUCAACUGCCAGUUCAAAUACCAACAUCGGCUCCUUUCGAGAGCACCCAAUCCCUUCCGUACCCUCAGAAUCCAGACACCUUCUCCCCACCACCUUUCCAGCCUCCUUACCCUACGUCGUCAGGGCCUCCGCCUGAGCCACAGUUCGGGCACCCACCACCGCCCGUGCAGAAAGGUCCAUAUCCCCCACCAGGCAAUGGCUAUCCAUCGAGUCUUCCUCCUUUGAAACCAGUAUUUGGUAUUUCACUGGAUGAGCUGUACGCCCGCGAUGGAACCGCCGUUCCCAUGAUCGUGUAUCAAUGCUUCCAGGCUGUAGAGUUGUUUGGGCUUGAAGUAGAGGGUAUCUACCGGCUCUCAGGCAGUGCGAAUCACAUUAGCCAGAUGAAGGCCCUAUUCGAUAAUGACUCCUCUCAAGUCGAUUUUACCAAUCCGGAAAACUUCUAUCAUGAUGUGAACAGUGUUGCAGGGCUUUUGAAACAAUUCCUCCGAGAUCUCCCGGAUCCUCUCUUCACGUCUCAGGCAUAUUCAGGUUUCAUCGAUGCGGCCCGCAUUGACGAUGACAUUCAACGGAGAGACUCGCUUCAUGCAAUCAUCAACGGCCUUCCCGAUGCCCAUUACGCGACUCUGAGAGCAUUGAUCUUGCACUUGAACAAGGUUCAAGAGCACUACACGCAGAACCGCAUGAAUGCAGGAAACAUUGCCAUUUGCUUCGGCCCUACUUUGAUGGGCGCAAGCUCCGGCGGCAAUAUUGCAGAUGCUGGCUGGCAAGUUCGUGUCAUUGAGACAAUCCUGAACAACACGUUCCAAAUUUUCGACGAUGACUAG